This is a messenger RNA of Dentiscutata heterogama, 138 nucleotides long. The record is from the annotation of a GenBank genome assembly. NCBI's taxonomy places the organism in Eukaryota, Fungi, Glomeromycota, Glomeromycetes, Diversisporales, Gigasporaceae.
GUUUUAGAACAAGAACCUCAAGCUUUUAAUCGUGCGAAUGCAGUAAAAAAUUUAAUUAAUGAUCGUCAGUUCUGGAUCGACAUCGAGCAAUUGCGAAAUAUUCUUGGGCCAGUGAAACGGGCCCCAGUUUCGGCAUGA